GUGAACGGGGCGUUUCAGUGCACCCUAGCAUGGCAUCGCCUCUGCCCUGGCUGUACAUUAUUCUAUGGCUGGAAAAUGCCUUAGGGAAACUUGAAGAUGAAGGCAACUUCUACUCGGAAAACAUCAGUCGGAUCCUGGACAACUUGCUUGAAGGCUAUGACAAUCGGCUGCGACCAGGAUUUGGAGGUGCUGUCACUGAAGUCAAAACAGACAUUUAUGUGACCAGUUUUGGGCCUGUGUCAGAUGUGGAGAUGGAGUACACAAUGGACGUUUUCUUCCGUCAGACUUGGACUGAUGAGAGGUUGAAGUUUGGGGGGCCAGCUGAGAUUCUGAGUUUGAAUAACUUGAUGGUCAGUAAAAUCUGGACCCCAGACACAUUUUUCAGGAAUGGCAAAAAGUCAAUCGCUCACAACAUGACGACCCCUAAUAAACUCUUCAGAAUAAUGCAGAAUGGAACCAUUCUAUACACCAUGAGGCUUACCAUCAAUGCUGACUGUCCCAUGAGGUUGGUUAACUUUCCUAUGGACGGGCAUGCUUGUCCACUCAAGUUUGGAAGUUAUGCUUACCCCAAAAGUGAAAUCAUAUAUACAUGGAAAAAAGGACCACUUUACUCAGUAGAAGUCCCAGAAGAAUCUUCAAGCCUCCUCCAAUAUGAUCUGAUUGGACAAACAGUAUCUAGUGAGACAAUUAAAUCUAACACAGGUGAAUAUGUAAUAAUGACAGUUUAUUUCCACUUGCAAAGGAAGAUGGGCUACUUCAUGAUACAGAUAUAUACUCCUUGCAUUAUGACAGUCAUUCUCUCCCAGGUGUCUUUCUGGAUUAAUAAGGAGUCUGUGCCCGCAAGAACUGUCUUUGGGAUCACCACUGUUCUAACCAUGACCACUUUGAGCAUCAGCGCCCGGCACUCCCUGCCGAAAGUGUCAUAUGCAACCGCCAUGGAUUGGUUCAUAGCUGUUUGCUUUGCUUUCGUCUUCUCUGCUCUGAUUGAGUUCGCAGCUGUCAACUACUUCACCAAUCUUCAAACACAAAGGGCCAAAAAGAAAGCACAGAUUGCAGCCUCAACCCCAGUGACGAUAUCGAAAGCGACUGAACCCUUGGAAGCUGAGAUUGUUUUGCAUCCUGAUUCCAGAUAUCAUCUGAAGAAAAGAAUCACUUCUCUGACCUUGCCAAUAGUUCCAUCCCCUGAGGCCAAUAAAGUCCUCACUAGAGCGCCCGUCUUACCACCAACACCUGCCACGCCGCCACCACUCCCGCCGGCCUUUGGAGCCACCAGUAAAAUAGACCAGUAUUCUCGAAUUCUCUUCCCAGUUGCAUUUGCAGGAUUCAACCUUGUAUACUGGGUAGUUUAUCUUUCCAAAGACACAAUGGAAGUCAGUAGCAGUGUUGAAUAGCUUGCAGCCAGGACAACCUGUAUUCUAUAGGUUCUUAUUUUUCUGUAUUUUUUUUAAAUAGCAUUGAAAAUUGUGUGCAUACUUCUCAGAACCUGAAAUCAAAAUUGGAAAUUUGUAACACAUAGCUCUGGGUAAGCAUGUAUGGGCCAAAAAGCAAUAAUGUUACCCCUCAAAAUGGAGAGUUGAAGGUUGCUGAAAAAUAUGACUUUUCUGUACAUAAGAGAAAAUUUUUAUGAGGCUAAGAUGGAUUCCAGAUGAAUUUGCCAACCUUUGCCCUUCGUUGUUUGAUAUCUUUAAUUGUCACUGUGAAUAACAUUUAUCACAAGGCA
Lemur catta (Ring-tailed lemur) is the source of this 1720-nucleotide messenger RNA. RefSeq names its product gamma-aminobutyric acid type A receptor subunit alpha6 (gene GABRA6). Bases 30 to 1391 code for a protein of 453 amino acids. Gene Ontology annotation, molecular function: inhibitory extracellular ligand-gated monoatomic ion channel activity; transmitter-gated monoatomic ion channel activity involved in regulation of postsynaptic membrane potential; GABA-gated chloride ion channel activity. Gene Ontology annotation, cellular component: neuron projection; dendrite membrane; synapse. Gene Ontology annotation, biological process: signal transduction; regulation of postsynaptic membrane potential; chloride transport. The transcript is spliced from 9 exons. The record is from RefSeq and is a predicted model, not a curated record. Lineage: Eukaryota; Metazoa; Chordata; Mammalia; Primates; Lemuridae.